Capronia epimyces CBS 606.96 is the source of this 3522-nucleotide messenger RNA. RefSeq lists its product as uncharacterized. The transcript is spliced from 2 exons. Gene Ontology annotation, biological process: lipid metabolic process. The record is from RefSeq and is a predicted model, not a curated record. The coding region runs from base 1 to 3522 and encodes 1173 amino acids. Lineage: Eukaryota; Fungi; Ascomycota; Eurotiomycetes; Chaetothyriales; Herpotrichiellaceae.
AUGCUUUGGCCGGCAAAGAAAGAGAAUGACACUGACAAUGCGGCUGAAAAUUCCGUUGGGGAAGCCGGUGACGAUCAAGAAGACCAAUCCAAAGAACUUGUCCUUGCGCCGCCUCUUCAAGGAAGCACCCUUCUACCCGCACCAGCCGCGGCCGUUGUAAGCGGUUUCACCGGCCUGACUUCCUUCUAUGUUCGCGUGGGCACAAAGGUCGGAGGCUGGGGCUUGUAUGCCGGGAGAGAGGCCACGUUGAAAACGCUCUCUGUUAGUCGGAGUGCCCUGGAAGCUAUCCUUGUUGCUGCAGGAAGAGAUGUAUCUGCUCGAAGCAAUGGUGACCUUGGGAGGGCCGAAGCAGAGAAUCUGCUUGAGAGAAGCAUAUCUGCGUUGUACUCGACCAUUUCAACCAUUUCUUUUAUAGCAUCUGCAAGCUUUCAUCUUACGGAAGCUUCCAUGAACUCGGCCUCUGCGUUGUCGAUACAGGGACUGUCCACGCUCAAUGCUAUUCUCGGCUCUACCGAAUCCUCUCGGGCAGUUGCCGCCAUCAUCACUCUGAUCAAAGAUGAACUUAACAAGCCAGAACGUGGAAGUAACGGCGAGAUCAUUUCAUACUUGGACCUCAUCAUCGGAACGGUCGGCUUUGUUAUGCUACAGAGAUGGGGCCGGCGCAAGACUGAACUUGAUUUCAGAGAUGCUGGUGGCGAAGAAACUAUCUGGGACGCUGUCAUCGAUGACAAAGGCUUCAAGGCCGACGUUGUCGGGACCAGAAGACAAGGCAUGAUCAGCAUACACCCUAAUCCCACGGCACCGCCUAUGACAUUCGGUUCCCCAGACGGUGAGGAUGACUUCGAAGCCUUGGAACGAGGUACAUUAUUCGAUACCUCAGCAGUCGUCUUUGCGCCAGAAGACCAGACCAAGUUGACCGAUGAAGAGAUCCGAGAACGUAUUACAAGCCAACUGCCAGACGGGGCUCGAGCCGUCAUCACGUCGGAAACACUCACAGCAAAAACCAUCAAGGUGGACAUAUACGACGCCCAAACAACACAUAUCGACCCUCCACCUGGUACAGUUAUGGUUGCCGAAAGAUUGAACCAUGGUGACUCCGGAACCGACCUGCAAGGGGCACCUCACCAAACCAUCGUAUUCCAAACCGCUUUGAAGAAGUCGAGGAGUAAAGACAUUCCAUCCGCAGUUGAUCAGUUGCGUCUCACCCGUGGCGAGGAGCCGCCAAUGGACCAUGACGAUGUGGACGGGCUCUUCAUGAUGAACGCUGCCCCAAAGCAGAUAUCCAUCGUGGAUGAACCCGUCCCGUUCGAAGCUCCAGCCGCCUUGAACUCCGACAAUGAGGAGGAGACAGCAGAGUCCUCCGUACCUCCGAAUUUGCCUCCCAAAGUUCUUGGUACAGUGGCUAAUCAGAAGAAAAGUCGACGGCCCGUCAUAUCAUACAGCAGAUCUCCGCCGGGCGCAAAUGCUAUGAGUCGAAUACCCCUUGUCAAGAAUAAAAAGGACAAAACUAUCACAAACGCUAAAACCGACAGAGGCGGAGCCUUCAGGAAAGCGCUGAAGACGUUCAGCCCCAGCCAGUCCUCGACAGCAGUCAAAGACCUUCACAAAGCCUUGCCCCAGCGACCGCCUCCUUCCUCGAUCCCACCUCAACAGCCCACCUCGCGGGCGCCAUCGGCAGUGCGUGGUGAUGUGACUCCUCGAAAGAACUAUGCGUCGCUGAGCCACGGCCAUACACCACUAACCAGCCCAAAUGUACAUCGCGCCGCCAAUCAAGAAUCAUCUACUAGCUAUUUUGCUUUGCAUCAUCGAAGAAGAGAUUCCUCUGUCUCACAGACCACGGAGACCUACUCGGUACACUCUAUCGACAGUCGACCGGGAUCGCCGACAUUUACGCGUACUCACACUCGAGUUGUUGGCGGCCCUGGCCAAGCCAAGUCUGAACUUGGACUUACGCUUGACGAGGCCGAGUCUAGAGUCGAGACCGCUAAUGGGACAGUCCACCAUCGACGGUCUCGAUCUUUUGUGCCCAGCUUGUAUUCAAUGGCGACCAAAGACUCCAAAGAAGCCAUCAUCUUAGCACCAAAGACGCCAGUUUAUCGAAAAUCCAUCUACGAAGACCACAACAUAUUGAAUGCUCUAAUCACUAAUGGCAAGGUACCUGGAACGUUCCCCGACCGCCACAUGGUCAAAACGAUUCGACGGUUUGCUAGAUUUGCAUCUGCCUCAUAUGGCUCCAACUUUCUUCAAGUGAUGGGCCUUUCCUCAGCUGAAGCUCAAUUGAGCAAGACUACAGAACUCAUGACCUUGAACGUCCAUCAUGAACACAGCUCAUUUUCAAGCCAUACAGGCCUACCUCCAGAUACCAUUCUUCUGUCUUCCUUCUACGAUCCACAAGGCGUCACAGGUACCGCAGAUUGGACGCCAGCUGCAAUAUCGCCCUUGAUCCAUUUCAUCUCCAUCGAUGAUGAUUCGAAAGCUGUCGUAUUGACCUGUCGUGGAACACUGGGCUUUGAGGACGUGUUGACCGAUAUGACCUGUGAUUACGAUGACUUACUGUGGCAGGGCCGACGGUACAAGGUCCACAAGGGCAUCCAUGCAUCCGCAAGACGAUUGCUUGGUGGCAGCGGAAGCCGGAUCAUUGCCACCAUCAGAGCCACUCUUGAACAGUAUCCUGAUUACGGCCUCAUUCUUUGUGGCCACUCGUUGGGAGGUGCCGUCGCCGCUAUCCUAGCUAUAUUGCUGUCUGAGCCUUCUUUUGACGGGUCGAAGACUUCAUUCGUCACUGGAGACGCACCCAAACUCCUGACGCAUACGAACAGCGAUGGCCCCAGCACAUCGUACGUUCCACCGAUAAGCCUACCUGCCGGUCGCCCUAUCCAUGUAUAUGCCUACGGCACCCCAGCCUGCAUGUCUGAGCUUUUGCGUGUGGCUACGCGCGGCCUAAUCACAACCGUGGUCAACAAUACCGACGUCGUUCCGUGUUUAUCACUUGGCGUCCUCCACGACUUCCGCACGGUGGCUUUACAUUUGAAGACUGACACGAGUGACGCGCUUGGUGCAUUGGAAACGAGGGUCUGGCAACGCGUGAAGAAUGCGGUCAAGUCGUCCUUCUACAACAACCCGAAAGGUCCCCCUCCGCCCGAACAUAUGGCCGGGGACGGACUUGGGGAGGACACCUGGGCUUGGGCAGCAUUGAAGACGCUGCGUGCGGCGAUGGUAAAUGACAAACUCGUCCCGCCGGGCGAAGUGUUCGUGGUGGAGACGACUCGCGUGUUUGAUCGAUUAGAUCCCGAUGUCGCCCGCGAAGCAGUCUUUGGGCCGGACGAUUCCAAAGAUGACAGGACCGAGAAAUUGUAUCGAGCACUUGGUCGUCCGGCCACGAGAGUGCAGUUCAAACUCGUCCGUGAUGUGGAAACUCGAUUCGGAGAGUUGAGGUUCGGGCGAGACAUGUUUGGAGAUCACUCGCCAGGUAGGUAUGAGGCUGCGCUGGCAGCUUUGGAGAAGGGCAUCUGUGAGGAUUGA